Phanerochaete carnosa HHB-10118-sp is the source of this 859-nucleotide messenger RNA. RefSeq lists its product as uncharacterized. The record is from RefSeq and is a predicted model, not a curated record. Lineage: Eukaryota; Fungi; Basidiomycota; Agaricomycetes; Polyporales; Phanerochaetaceae. Bases 1 to 837 code for a protein of 278 amino acids. The transcript is spliced from 12 exons.
AUGGUGCGCCUGUUCAAUUCUCCAUCAUCACCACGGGGCGACCGCGAGAAUAUGACCCGCUCCCCGCUCCUUCGCGACCAUCCCUUCUCUUCUCGGCCGGCUAGAUGGAAGGACCAGGAGGUGCAGGCAUUAUGUGGGUUUAUCUUCAGGCUGGUUGCUGUCUUCUCCACCGGACUCUAUGUGUGGUACUGGCUCCUCUCUCUGCAUAAGGUAGAGUGGGCCCUGCUCACACGCAGGAUGCGCUUCACAUGGGCCCAUAUCUCAUACUUUACAGCACGAUACUGUCAUCUCAUAACUGUGCUUACCGUCAUAAUCUCGACAAAUGUCGAACAGAUACUCCUCAAUUGUGGCAGCUCCGCUGUGCUGAAGGUGGCUGCGAUUCUAGGAAAUAUAGCGCUCGCAGCGGCAAGCACAAAUCUUGGCCUCCGCGCAGUCGCAAUGUGGCAAGACAUUCGAUUUAUCAAGAUCGGACUCGCCGUUAUCUGUGCCGUUCACGGGCUCCUUGCAGUCAUCAUGGGUCUGGAAUCCGUGCAAGCAAAAUGGAAUUCGGUGCACAGCGUCUGUAUGGUGUUGACGUCGAAGAGUCAGCCGCAGCUGGUCAGUUUCUACACUUUCACGCUGGCAUGGGACCUGAUCAUCCUCGUGUUCACCCUCGCCGGCAUGUGCCGCCAGAGAUUACCCACCAGGUCUCCGCUGUGGGCGACCAUCGUCUCACAAGGGCUUGGAUAUGUCCUAAUCUCCUGUGCUACAUGUAUACCUAUGAUGAUUAUGGUGUCAUUGAACUUGAACAAUACCAUGAACGUCAUCCUGACGGCGCCUGGAUGCACAAUUUGGUAAGCGAGCAUGUCUACAUGUUCGG